UCCGCAUCAGCCAAGGUCUGGAAUAAACUCGGCAUGCCGGAGAACAAGAUCGUCAUUGGUUUGGCGACGUACGCUCGCGGCUGGACGUUGUCUAAAGCGUCGGACAGCAAAGUUGGAGCAGCCGCCUCUGGACCUGCGAAACAAACGACGUUCGUCAGGGAAGCCGGUGUCGCCUCGUACUAUGAGAUUUGCAAAAUGAUCGAACAGGGAGCAAAACGAUAUUUCGAUGAUGAGGCGAAGGUGCCUUACAUCGUCAUGGGAGACCAGUGGUUUAGCUACGACGACGUCGAAAGUUUUGAUUACAAGCUUGAUGUAAUGAUGAAAAAUAAGUACAAAGGCGCCUUUGUUUGGACGUUGGACUUCGAUGAUUUCAACGGCCAAUGUCAGUCUAGCAAAGGGAAGAAAUAUCCCCUACUCAGAAGAAUGAAGGACAAACUAUCCCGAAUGGGUUCAGAGGUAAGUUGCAGUUUGAGCCUAAUCAACUGUAUGACUAAUUUAUUUAUUAAUUUUAUUUGAAA
This is a messenger RNA of Soboliphyme baturini, 518 nucleotides long. NCBI's taxonomy places the organism in Eukaryota, Metazoa, Nematoda, Enoplea, Dioctophymatida, Soboliphymatidae. The record is from the annotation of a GenBank genome assembly.